UCGGGAGCAGCGGCAGCUGAUGUCCGGAGUCCGCUCUCUCGUCCUCCACCGAGCUGCCCCUUCAUGCAUGCGGUUUCUCAGACAGGUCAAGAGUCUUUCCAGUUAAAUAAAGACAGAAACGAUGUUUCCGAGUAGAAGAACACCGCUGUUACAGGUUUUGCUUCACGUCGCGCUCCUCGCCGUGUCGUGGGCUUUUUCCGACAUGGAGACGGGGCCUGGCGCAGCGGCGUCCACACAACCCAACGGAGAUCGGUUCAAAAUCGAGGGCAGAGCGAUAGUUCCUGGGGUUAAACAGCAAGACUGGGUGUCCACGGCCAGAGUCCUGGUGGAAGGCGAGGAAUAUGUGGGCUUUUUGAGAACUGAUGGGAGUUUCGCUGUGAACGAUAUACCGUCAGGAUCUUACGUCGUGGAGGUCGUUUCUCCCACCUUCAGGUUCGAACCAGUCCGAGUUGACAUCACAACCAAGGGGAAGAUGAGAGCGCGACUCGUGAACUACAUCAAGACAUCAGAAGUCAUUCGCCAGGCGUACCCUCUUCAGAUCCGGGCCACUGGUCCGCACAGCUACUUCAUGAAAAGAGAGACGUGGGGUUGGACAGACUUCCUGAUGAACCCGAUGGUCAUGAUGAUGGUUCUGCCUCUGCUGAUUAUUGUUCUGCUGCCCAAGGUUGUCAAUACUAAUGACCCCGAGAUGAGAAAGGAAAUGGAGCAGUCCAUGAACAUGCUGAACCCCAACCCCGAGCUCCCAGACGUCUCCGAGCUCAUGACCAAGCUCUUCUCCGGCUCCAAGGGCUCCGGCAAGGCGGGCAGCAGCAGCAAGGGCACCAGGCCGGCCGCCAAGAGGAGGUAGUACUGUACGUGUCAACAUCUGCCGGAAGAAGCUUGACUUAAUACUGUGGAAGCAGGAUUUAAAAAUUGUCUUUUUUUUUCUCUCUCUGGUUUCAUUGUACAGAUUAUCUUAUGGAUGUUUUCAGCGCAUUAUAAUUUCUAAUAUACUAUCAAGGACUGAGCAGGAAUGUUUUUUUUUUGUUUUUUUUUUGCCCCCCCCCCUUCACUGCACUGAUAGAAAUUGCUGCAAAAGCUGUUAAUCUUUAUUUGCUCUUUCUACAUGUGACCCCCAUUAAUCAUCAAUCUUGUGUGUAAACCAUGCAUUGUGCAUUUUUUUCCACUGCUGCUAACCUUCUACCUGAAAGAGAGCAUACAUACAUAUUCAGAGAUUUUCUUGGUUUCUUUUGUUCAGUUUUUGGUGUUACGACUGUGAAUGAAGUUAAAUUAAAAUUUUAAGCUCAUAAAUUCUUAUUUAAAAAUCUAAAUAAAUCAAUAAAUAAAUUGCAAUGGUAUAUUGAAAACCUUUUAUUACAGUAAAUUGUUUGAGAAUGAGCAUGAGAUCCUUUCAUUACUUGGGGCUUAUCGUGGCGUACUGUAUGGCUCGACCUCACAUACUGUACAUGGUGUGCCUGUGGUGUGUGUACAUACAAAUGGUUAUUACGAUCAGAUCAAUAAAAGUUAAAGAGCUGUGUGGUUGCUUCCAAGAUCUCUGCAGAGUGUAACAGGUUGAAAUUUAAAUAAAGUGGACAGUAAUGUCCGUAUUUAGCUC
Salarias fasciatus (jewelled blenny) is the source of this 1594-nucleotide messenger RNA. It is a transcript of the gene emc7b, whose product is annotated as ER membrane protein complex subunit 7b. Lineage: Eukaryota; Metazoa; Chordata; Actinopteri; Blenniiformes; Blenniidae. The record is from RefSeq and is a predicted model, not a curated record. The transcript has 5 exons. The coding region runs from base 122 to 847 and encodes 241 amino acids. Gene Ontology annotation, molecular function: carbohydrate binding. Gene Ontology annotation, cellular component: EMC complex.